AUGGGCAGCUAUGAGCUAGACAGCUCCCUUGUAGACCCUACAUGGGAGGCGGUACUGCUGAGCGAAAGGGAUGUUGCCGGUCAGAUUCCCAUCAAUUUCGUCACGCAACCGGCAGUGUCGUUGACGGCGGCGUGUUUCGGCAGCAAUGUGUUUGCUAAGGACUCGUUAACGACGUGUCUGUCGAACUUGUUGACUGUCGGGUACCGGCGGUUUAUUGUGGACCUGUAUUGGUCGGCUGAUGACGAGCAAUGGCUUUUGUGUCCAGUCUCUAUUCCUACAGAGGCUGAAAUAUCGUCGUACUUGUUGACCACGUCGACUCUCUCGUCCGGAACCGCGAUGUCCGUGGCAGCCGAGGUGGUGACGUCCACUGGGACGGGGACAACGACGGCGACGGCGACGACCACUGCGGACAGCGCACAGGCAACAAUCACCGUGGUCAUCGACCCAGAUACCUCCUCUGAGAUGUAUGAGCUUGGCUCGUACAUGUGCGCGAAGGAUCUUGAUCUGUCGACCCUCCUCAAGAUCUUUGCUAGUUAUUACCGGAAGACAGCAUCCGAUCUGACUGCCUAUGUGACGUAUUUGGUUUUCAAUAUUCAUGCGGCAUCAAGCGCAUUUCACCCCGACCAGCCUGCUUCGGCAGUGUCUGGAUCAAAGCUGCCGUCGAGCAAACGCCACUUAAGCCAUAUGUUGAACGACGACCUGGGCACUUAUGUUUACAGCCCCGAAAUGCUUGGCUACGACCGCAGCGACCUUAACGGUUCUUGGUACCGGGUUUCGGACGAGAACAAGCCCAUAAUUCAGUAUUUUACCAUUGAUACGGACUCCGAUGGCAUCCAAAGCACCCCAGACGGCUGGCCCUGUGAAAAAUACGUCCAAUUUGCAAAGGAACGCCGAUUGUUGGCCGGGUUCGGUUCUGUCGACCCGCAGAUGCAAGAGUAUGACCUGGAAGACGAUGCCGAUCUGAUUUUUCCUGCGGAUUAUCUGAGCUCCAAUGUGGCAGUUAGUACGUCGUCCAACGGGACGUUGCAAACUGGAUGUUUCUACAGCAAAGGCGUUACUAUAGUCUCCCAGGCAAAUUCCUCCUGGGCUGAAACCAGUCACCUUACAGCCUUCAGCAAUGCAAUCUCCACCGAUUUGCUGCGGGGUAUAUCGCAGUAUGUGCAGGAACUGGUAUCAUGCGGGCUAUCACUCUUGCUGAACGACACUCUGCUGAACAAAACUGCAGAUAGCGGGGUUGAUGCCUACCGAAAUAUUUCAUUCUCCUCGACAUGGGCCUGGGCCAUUGGUGAGCCGCGCGAUGCGGCUUCCCCAGACAAUAGUAUCGAGACCAAACUCGACCGAUGUGCGCUUAUGGAUCUCACGCUGGCUGGACACUGGCGCUCAGCCGAUUGCAAAGAAGCGCGUUAUGCGGCCUGUCGGGUAGGCAAUGACCCAUUUACUUGGAAUAUAUCGACAGCCAAGUACCCUUAUGCGAACGUGUCUGACGCAUGCCCGUUGGGCAGCGGGUUCUCUGUUCCACGCACUGGCCUCGAAAACACGUACCUAUACCAAUAUAUACUGAGCCUGUCAAGCGACGUUAUAGACCCUGGUUCGGCAGAUAUGACGAAGCAAGGGGUCUGGGUCGAUUUCAAUUCCCUAGAUGUCCAGUCCUGCUGGGUUUCUGGUGGUCCGAAUGCCGAGUGUCCCUACGCGUCAAAUCCCCAGGAACUGGAACGACGUACUGUGCUAGUAGCCACAAUUGCAGGCAUUGUGAUCUGUACAAUCGCAGCCCUCACCCUGUUCGUCAAGUGCAAUACCAACAGGAGAAACUCGAGACGGACCAAAAGGGUGAUAGAGGGAUGGGAAUACGAAGGUGUCCCAUCCUGA
Messenger RNA from Penicilliopsis zonata CBS 506.65, 1866 nucleotides. RefSeq lists its product as hypothetical. NCBI's taxonomy places the organism in Eukaryota, Fungi, Ascomycota, Eurotiomycetes, Eurotiales, Aspergillaceae. The record is from RefSeq and is a predicted model, not a curated record. The transcript is spliced from 2 exons. Bases 1 to 1866 code for a protein of 621 amino acids.